This is a messenger RNA of Paraglomus brasilianum, 378 nucleotides long. NCBI's taxonomy places the organism in Eukaryota, Fungi, Glomeromycota, Glomeromycetes, Paraglomerales, Paraglomeraceae. The record is from the annotation of a GenBank genome assembly.
AUGACAAGAACGAAGAGCAAGCUGCAAGCUUCCGUAGGGAGAGGACUUGGGAAGAACGUGUUGUUGACGCCGAAGAGGCAUAGGAAAAUACUUCGUGAAAACAUAAAAGGCAUAAGCCAGACAGCAAUUCGACGCCUAGCGCGCCGAGGAGGCGUAAAGCGUAUGUCUAAUGAUUCGUAUGAAGAAGUUCGUCAAGCGUUGAAAGCAUUUCUGACAGAUGUGUUAAAAGAUGUUAUUAUGUACUGUGAGCAUCAAGAAAAGAAAGUAGCGACUUUGAGUGAGGUAUCGUUAUCGUUGAAAAGAAGAGGGAAGGUUGUGUACGGAUUCAGGGGGAAUGCAGUAGUAGCAAGAAAAGAGGAGCAAGACAAAAGAACGUGA